Messenger RNA from Fusarium musae, 2481 nucleotides. RefSeq lists its product as uncharacterized. Bases 1 to 2481 code for a protein of 826 amino acids. The record is from RefSeq and is a predicted model, not a curated record. Gene Ontology annotation, biological process: activation of GTPase activity. NCBI's taxonomy places the organism in Eukaryota, Fungi, Ascomycota, Sordariomycetes, Hypocreales, Nectriaceae. The transcript is spliced from 4 exons. Gene Ontology annotation, molecular function: GTPase activator activity.
AUGUCGCAGCAGGAUUCUGGGGCAGCUGAUGCCCCGCCACAGCAGCCCUCGCGACAAUCUGCGUCACCCUCAAACAGUUUCUAUGCGCUGAGCGAUGAUGAGGAGGGCGAGUACAACACUAUUAGAAAUGCCGAGACUGGAAGAGGUGUGAAGCUUCUCUUUUCCAAGAGCAAGGUUUAUGUUCACCCAACACCCUCCUCAAAGGACAACAUCCCUGGAUAUAUCGCUCUUCUCCAGCAACGAGGCCAUCACGAAGAGCGCCCUACUUCAUCCGCUUCCAAUGAAUCAACGUCGAUCGCCCCCUCGGAUCUACUUCUUGCUUGGAUUCCCGAAUCUGCCCUUGGAGAUUCCGCCAGCAUCUACGUCAAGGUUGACCUUUGCGAUGGAGACUCGCCCCCGAAACAGUCUUACCUUGUCCCUCCCCCACCGACCGUCACUAGCCAUGUUGGAUCUGUCGGUGGAUAUGCGUUUGCGAUUCCCGUGAGCGCCGUCUAUUCGCUCCUUGUUCGGCCUCCCAGCCUUGGCUGGUGGUAUGGAUCCGUCAUCAUCAACUCCCGUGCGGGCGACAGCUUUCCUGCCCUUUUCUUCCAUGACAAUGAGUGCCAAAGCACGAUCCUUCAAAAGAAGAAGAUUGCGCGUGAUACAUUUGAUCCUUUUGGAGAAUCAGGACAGAUGUUCUGGGGUGGCGAUGAGGUUGUGAAGUGGCUACGUCGUUACGUCAAGAUUGAGCGAUCUGGUGCUGAACCUAGCAUUUACUUGAUCGAGCCAUCAAAGGAGGACAGCGAAGCAUUCGGUCACAAACUCACUUCCAGCCCAUCGCAAAUUGGUCGUCAGGAUAGCAAUGUGGGAGUACAGCGCGGCGCUGCUGCAGGACCGUCAAAUCGAGAUGCAGAGAUGGAUCCUUUCGUCAAGUUGAUCAAGGAAACUGGAUGGAAUAUUAUGGAGAAAUUCAGCAAAGUAACCACCUUUACGCGGAGAGCGGCUCAAGAUAUUGUCGAGAAUCCCAACUUACCGCCACAAGUAAGGCGGCUCUUGAGAAAUCCUGAAGUUCAGACUCUUCAAGACGAGUUUGACAGCGCCAGAAUCUAUCUCGCUCGCUGGGCUAUGGGAAUCCAGGAGCAGAGCGACCGCGAUCGGAGACAGAGGAUAUGGUCUGCUAAUGACGUUAUGGAGCUCGAGGAUACCGAUGUUGGCGAGUUUGAGCUUCUCGAAGGAGCCAGCAACCUUUCACUUGAGGAACGCCGAAAGACUGUGACAAUGGAGGAGUGGAAUACUUUCUUUGAUCCCCAAACUGGUCGAUUAUCGAUCACUAUUGAUGAGGUCAAGGAGCGUGUUUUUCACGGAGGUCUUGACCCUGAGGACGGUGUUCGAAAGGAAGCAUGGCUUUUCCUUCUUGGCGUCUAUGAGUGGUACAGCACUGCUGAUGAGAGAAAGGCGCAAAUUGCCUCACUACGUGACCAGUACUACAAGCUCAAGCUUUCGUGGUGGGAGAGACUCGAAGGUGAUGGAGGUGAGGGCGACACUGGAGAGUGGUGGCGCGAGCAAAAGGGACGAAUCGAAAAGGAUGUCCACAGAACGGAUCGCAAUGUGCCCAUUUUUAUGGGCGAGGAUAUCCCCCACCCUGACCCAAGCUCACCUUUUGCUGAAGUCGGCACCAACGUCCACCUUGAGCAGAUGAAGGAGAUGCUCCUGACUUACAACGAGUACAAUAAGGAUCUAGGCUAUGUUCAGGGUAUGUCAGAUCUAUUGGCACCAAUCUACGCUGUGAUUCAGGACGAUGCCGUUGCAUUCUGGGGUUUCCAGAAGUUCAUGGAGCGCAUGGAACGCAACUUUCUGCGUGAUCAGUCUGGCAUGCGCAACCAGCUUCUGACUCUGGACCAACUGGUUCAGUUCAUGGACCCAGCACUUUGGAGCCAUCUACAAAAGGCGGACAGCACAAACUUUUUCUUCUUCUUCCGCAUGAUACUUGUUUGGUAUAAGCGGGAAUUUGCUUGGCUUGACGUUCUUCGAUUAUGGGAGGGAUUGUGGACUGAUUAUAUGAGUGCGAACUUCCAUCUCUUUAUUGCCCUAGCGAUUCUUGAGAGACACCGAGAUGUUAUUAUGGAGCACUUGCAACAUUUCGAUGAGGUGCUCAAAUAUGUCAACGAACUUUCCAACACAAUCGACCUUGAGGCGACUCUGAUCCGGGCAGAAACCCUCUUCAAGAGGUUCCAGCGACUUGUUGAUGCUGUCGACAAGAAACAGAACUUCCCGGCUCCUCGGUUCAACCAGAAGGAACCCUCAAAAUCCUCUGAGCAGACCGAAUCAGGGCCAUCCAAGGGUGGUAAGGCAUCUGGCAAGGGCAAAGCUGCUGAGCCAGCGGCGCCUCCGCCCCAGCCAAAAACGAUUACCCCUGAGUUGCGCAAACUGUUAAGCAAGGAGGUAGAAGUGCUCCCUAGGAAAACGGUUGCGCAAAAGGGCGAUGGCAUGCCAAACAAAUGA